This is a messenger RNA of Tripterygium wilfordii, 1020 nucleotides long. Its product is annotated as disease resistance protein RGA2-like. Lineage: Eukaryota; Viridiplantae; Streptophyta; Magnoliopsida; Celastrales; Celastraceae. The transcript has 2 exons. The coding region runs from base 1 to 1020 and encodes 339 amino acids. The record is from RefSeq and is a predicted model, not a curated record.
AUGAAGACUCAUACCAAUAAUAUAUCUGAGGGGAUUCGACAUCUGUCAUUGUCCGACAAGGCAAUAUUAGAACAAGAAGUUCCAGGUUUUCUAAGAAAGGAAAACAAUCUACGAACUAUAAUUUUCCCUAGUGAAUUGCAAGGCCUUGCUUGUGAAUCUUUUGUCAAUACAUGUAUCUCUACAUGUAUUGCCAACUUCGAUUGGGGUUUGAAGCAUUUGAGGCGUCUCAAUUUAAGUUAUAGCAGAGUUAGGAGACUGCCUGAUUCUAUUUUGAAGCUGCACAAUUUGGAAACUUUGUUACUUAGUAAUUGUUUAGAACUUGAAGAGUUGCCAAGAGGCAUAAGGAACCUAAUUAAGUUGAGAGUUUUAGUAAUAACAGUAAAACAUAAGUAUUUACCAGAAGAUGAAAUAGGGUGCUUAACUUCUCUUCAGCUUUUGACUAUUGAAGCUUGCACCAAUCUUGAAUUUUCGAUUGAAGGAAUGCAACGUGUAACAUCCUUGCGUUUCUUGGAGAUUUGGGACUGCAAAAAUUUAAUUUCCUUGCCUCGGAAUUGGAAAUACUUAUCUGAAUUGGAGGUUUUGAGUAUCAACAAUUGCGUUCAGCUGAAUUUGAUGACAGAAGAUGAGAACCAAGACGUCAAGGUGAGCUUUCGAUCUUUGAUGCUUGGAUCAUUGCCACUGCUCGUGACCUUACCCCAAUGGCUUAAAAAAUCUUUCAACACUCUACAAAGACUAACAAUUUAUACUUGUGAAAACUUCUCCACAUUUCCGGAGUGGUUCCAAGACUUCACUUCUCUUAAAAAGAUUUUGAUCGAAGAUUGUCCAAAGUUGUUGUCACUACCGGAGGGGAUGCAUCGUUUGACUACCUUGAAGGAAUUGAUAAUCAUAGGAUGUCCAACACUGCGUAAAAGAUGCAAGAAGUUUGUAGGUGAGGAUUGGCAUAAGAUAGCUCAUGUUCCGAAGAUUUAUAUUGAUGAUGACGAAGUUGAAGAUGAAGAUGAGGCAUUAUCAACUGCUUAG